AUGAUGGAUACAGCAUAUCUAAAGGAAAAGGAGCUGAAACAAAAAGCAAAGAUUGGUUCCUCUGAGCCAAGUUGUAGCAUCGAAGCCUGUGCUGCAGAAGUUAUUGCUUCAGGGGAAUCUGAUGCUCCUGAUGUUGUUUCUGCAGCUGGAAUUGUAAUCCUGCCACCUCCUGCUGAUGGGUAUGGUGCAGAAACAGAAGUAGAAGCAUCCCGAUUGAAAUGGCCCAAAAAACCGGUAUCACAGAGUCCGACUUCUUCGAUUCCUUCGAGGAUUCUUUGUUUGAUGCUCCGCCAGAGGAAUUUAUCCCAGAUGAUCUUUAUCUCCUAUUGGGGGCUCUGGUAGUUUCCUUGAAGGAGAUGAUAACAACAUCAGACUAAAUGUUGAAGCAAUUCGCUCAGCACUGAAUGAGAUGGACCCACUACUACCACUGUGGACCCCACAUUACCCGAUGGAAAUGGAAGUAAGUUUAUUUAAGUCUCUCCUUUAAGAUGUUCACAUUACCCGAUGGAAAUGGAAGUAAGUUUAUUUAAGUCUCUCAUUUAAGAUGUUAA
Messenger RNA from Lactuca saligna, 551 nucleotides. The record is from the annotation of a GenBank genome assembly. NCBI's taxonomy places the organism in Eukaryota, Viridiplantae, Streptophyta, Magnoliopsida, Asterales, Asteraceae.